Peromyscus californicus insignis is the source of this 5709-nucleotide messenger RNA. RefSeq names its product sterile alpha motif domain containing 8 (gene Samd8). Gene Ontology annotation, molecular function: sphingomyelin synthase activity; protein binding; ceramide cholinephosphotransferase activity. The record is from RefSeq and is a predicted model, not a curated record. Gene Ontology annotation, biological process: ceramide biosynthetic process. Gene Ontology annotation, cellular component: Golgi membrane; endoplasmic reticulum membrane. Lineage: Eukaryota; Metazoa; Chordata; Mammalia; Rodentia; Cricetidae. The transcript is spliced from 6 exons. The coding region runs from base 58 to 1494 and encodes 478 amino acids.
AGCAGUUCCGGUUCGGCUGGCCGCGGCUGGCGGCGCGGCGCCGACGGGGCCGGAGCGAUGCCCGCGCGUAGUCGAGCUGGCUCCCGCCUGCGCUCCGGCUCCCCUCCCCGGGCUCUGCGUCUGCCGCUCGAGGCGCUGCGCUCCGCCGACGCACCGAGGACCCCGGACUCCGACGGCGCCCCGGACACCGGCUCCGAGCUGGGUCCGGGCAGCUCGGCUCCCACCGCGGAGUCAGUGGAGGAAGAGAUGGCAGGCCCUAGUCAACUCUGCAUUCGCCGCUGGACUACUAAGCAUGUAGCAGUGUGGCUGAAGGAUGAAGGUUUCUUGGAAUAUGUGGACAUUUUAUGCAACAAGCACCGACUGGAUGGAGUCACAUUACUCACACUGACUGAAUAUGAUCUUCGAUCUCCUCCUCUGGAAAUCAAAGUCCUAGGAGACAUUAAAAGGUUAAUGCUCUCGGUCAGGAAAUUGCAGAAAAUCCAUAUUGAUGUUUUGGAGGAGAUGGGCUACAACAGUGACAGCCCCAUGAGUCCCAUGACUCCAUUCAUCAGUGCUCUUCAGAGUGCAGACUGGCUCUGUAACGGAGAGCCCACACACAACUGCGAUGGACCCAUCACUGACUUGAGUUCUGAGCAGUACCAGUACAUGAAUGGCAAGAGCAAACAUUCUGUUCGAAGAUUGGACCCAGAGUACUGGAAGACCAUACUGAGUUGUGUAUAUGUUUUUAUAGUAUUUGGGUUUACAUCUUUCAUUAUGGUUAUUGUUCACGAGCGAGUGCCUGACAUGCAGACCUACCCACCACUCCCGGAUAUAUUCUUAGACAGUGUUCCCAGGAUCCCGUGGGCCUUCUCCAUGACUGAAGUGUGUGGCGUGAUCCUGUGCUACAUUUGGAUCCUCGUUCUUCUUCUUCACAAGCACAGGUCGAUCCUUCUGCGCAGGCUCUGUAGUCUGAUGGGCACCGUCUUCUUGCUUCGCUGCUUCACCAUGUUUGUGACCUCCCUCUCGGUGCCGGGACAGCACCUGCAGUGUACUGGAAAGAUAUAUGGAAGUGUGUGGGAGAAACUACGCCGGGCGUUUGCCAUUUGGAGCGGCUUUGGUAUGACCCUGACUGGCGUCCACACUUGUGGAGAUUACAUGUUCAGUGGCCACACAGUUGUUCUAACCAUGCUGAAUUUCUUUGUCACAGAGUAUACGCCAAGAAGCUGGAAUUUCUUGCAUACUCUAUCCUGGGUUCUCAACCUCUUUGGAAUCUUCUUCAUCUUGGCUGCCCAUGAACAUUAUUCUAUUGAUGUGUUUAUUGCCUUUUAUAUCACAACAAGACUCUUUUUGUACUACCAUACUCUAGCCAAUACCAGAGCGUAUCAUCAGAGUAGGAGAGCAAGAAUUUGGUUUCCUAUGUUUUCUUUCUUUGAAUGCAAUGUUAAUGGCACAGUACCUAAUGAAUAUUGUUGGCCAUUUUCUAAACCAGCAAUAAUGAAAAGACUAAUUGGAUGAAGACUGUAUCUCUGUAAUGAGUUUGUUGUUAAAUAUACAGUAGUUACGGAAUGAAAACGAAUAACUUUACUUUGUCCCCAGGUUGUCCCUGGAUGUGUUGCAUUUUGGCUUCUAUGUUGACAGGUUUCCUGUUCUGAGCGAGACUGUGACUAUAAAACUCGAGAAAGAGCAACCAAGACUCCUUAGCUAGCUGUUUGAGCGGAGAGUUCGAGGACAGACUUGCUGCCUCUCCUUCACUGUGGGAAGACCCGGUCUGUGGGUGCUGUCAGGCCAUAACCUGUGCAUAUUGAGUGUUUAACAGCCUCCCGAACUCAAGCGCUUCAGCUUGGACUAGUUGGUGGAUUUGUACUGAUUUCCAGCAGGACUCAAGUCAAGAAAGGUUUUCUGAAGCUGUUUCCCCUACCAAGUGAGCAGUCUCUCACUUGUUCACUGAACUAAUCUGUGUCUGUCUGGAAAGUGAUUGUCUUACUAGUAAAUGUGUAUUACCCUUUGAACCAUUGUUAAGAAAAGCAUAUUGAACACAGCAGCUUGCAUGGAACAAGAAGAGAAUGGAAGGGCCAAGUGGCAGGUGUCACUGGCCUUCCCACGAGUGCAAAGAUGGGGCACGCAUUUUCACCACACGUGCAGUUCCUGUUUUGUCGGGAAGCUUCAGUGUGAACAAGAGUAAGGACUCGUAGGGGACAGCUGCGCAGGUUCAUACUAGUAAAGUGGUGUCGGUUUAGUGCUGUGAGUAUCUGGAAGACGUUUAUGUUGUACCAGUUAGUUAGGCAGUGACAGCCCAGUCUAAUGCUUUUUUAAAGAUGUGAUUUAGUGAGACAAGUAAGAGUUAAAGUUCUUAUGUCAGUAAAUAAGUAAAUGUGCAUGCAAAGAACUCUUUUCUUCUAGUGAAAAAAAAAUCUACAGGUUGUAGGCAUAGUGUUAACUCUUUGGGGUUUCUUGUUUUGUUUUCCUGAAAUUUCUCAUUCUUGACCAUUGAAAGUAAAUAGUCUGAGGCAUACUUGGACACAAAAAGCUUGUUGCUUUUUAUUUUAAAAAAUAAUUGUGUACAUACAUUCUUUCUAUAGUCUUAAUUUGGCUGUCAAGAACUAAAAUAAAUGAGCUGCUGUUUACAUUAGAAAAUUACCUUCAGUAAUUAAUUUCCCCUCUCUACCAUUUGUCACUUUAUUUUUGACUUUAGCCUGCUUGUAGAGUUGGAAAUUGACCUUCAGUUUAAACAAGUGGAAUACUAAUUGUGUAGUUUGUACAUUCCAUUUUAAUACAAGGACUUUGAGAAGAGUGCUGCAGGCAUCCUGAGGUCACAGUAGACCACAGCAGAUGCUUGUGUUCCUUCUCUGUUUGAGUGAAAUCUCCAGUAUUGCAGUUGGAGUCAUAGUCCCACCCUCCCCGAAGCUACCUGGGUGAAUUAGGCAGGGAGGGGAUGAUAUUAGGCAAGCAGGUUUCAGCCCAUGCUGAACAACACACUUUGAGUCUGCUAGAAACAUCACUCAUUUAUCACUUGAGAAAUGAUGUGAAGCAACUCAAGUUUGAUUAUGUUUUUAAAUCUUAUACUUCAAAUUCUUACAGUAUUUUAAAUUGUUGAUUCUGUUACAAGCCAGGAUCAAAAACACCAAUAUCUCUUGUAAAGAAAUUGCAUAAUCAUGGAGUGAAGGUUUUCCAUGCUUGUUUGAGUGGUUUGACUUGAGGUCAAAGGCUACUACUGCCCCCCCCUUUCACAUGCCCACCCCUAACGUAGCAGGACCCAACUUAGCUAGGAGGAAGCCAGUGUUGGCUUUGGGAGACUCUUCCAAAGCCAUCUGUGUCCACAUUCAUUUAAGAUGUUCACUGUAUUAACGGUGACUGUUUUAACAUCAGGCUUCUCUCCUCCGUAUGGAUUCUACUGUAGAACAAAAUAGGAAGGGAAUGCAGCUGGCUUUGCAGCGCUAUGGGUGGUGAGAGUGCCUGGCAGCAGCCUGCAGUGCGAAUUGUGAGUGGUCCUACAGUUACUCCCAUUGGUUUUGAAGAAAAGGUAAGCUAGACUAUGACCUAUUAGCUAUUCUAAGACAGUGUUUACAUGAGUUAAUCAUCUUCAGGUCUCACAACUGAGACAAAAUUGUUUUUCAGUUUUUGUCUUCACAUCUUUUCUCUUGCUGAAACCUUAACUGUAGUGAAGAUAGAAUUUCUGUUUACAUUUUGGGCAUGGUGUGGCUGGGUGGAGAAUCUCCAUGCUUUUGGAUCUUGUAUUUGAUUCUGCAGUUGUAGAAGGCUUUCAUCCUUGACAGCUUUAUACAGAAGGAAGGAAAGGCUUUGAGUUUGGGGAUGCAAAGUAGAGGUUCCGUGGGAGGUCCUUGAUGGAUUGCCUCUGGUCUAGAAACAGUAUUAUUGCCCUCCCUGUGGUGCUAACCUAUGGCUGUGUGUGCCAGGCACAUCCUCUACUACUGAACUACAUCCUUAGCUCUGUGUCUUUUAUGGGGCAAGGCAGAGUAUCUUGAAAGGUGGUUGAAGGCAGAGGAAAGGAUCGAGGUUUUAAGGAAGAUAAGCUUGCUCUCAUCUCCACAUACUUUGGCAGAAACCUUUUGUGUGUGUGUUGCAGUUCCCAGUGAGGCUCUCCUCCAGUUCUCUCUGACCAGAAUUGCUGUAGCAAAAGUACUACUUUCUAUGCUGGUUCUACAUGUUGAUGGUCUUAGAAUCAGUCAGUUUAAUAAAGGUGGGCUGCGACCAGGAAAACACACUGCCAGGAGCAUAGCAUUGGCACUGUGAGUGGUGAGAGCCCUGCUCUACCUGCCUGUGUUGUGACUGGGAAGUCACACCAAUCUGUCCUUUGUGAGCAGAGCGGAGGAGCAGCAUCCUUUUCCAGCAGAGAAGAAGCAGUCUGUUUUAGGAACAUUUGUGCAAAACUUCUCCUUUCUUCCUUUCCUUUCUUUUCUUUUGUUUUAAAGGCAGGGUUUCUCUGUGUAGCCUGGGCUGUCCUGGAACUCAGUCUGUAGAUCAGGGUAGCCUCAAACUCAGGGAUCCACCUGUCUUUGCCUCCCAUGCUGGGAUUAAAUUCAAAUUCAUGACAAAAACCUGUUUUGAUUAUAUUUAGCAAAAAGUGAUUUUAUUAUUUAAAGAUUCUAGAUGCAAAGUGCUUAAGAAUGUUUACGGUAUUCUUGACUUGAACUCCCUGACUUAAUACACUUAAUUAUUUGAUAGUCCUUUGUAGACAGAGAUCCCAUAGUGAAAGCAGUGACAGUAUACGCACCUGUCUGUCAGCCCUUGGGUUCUCAGACCCUGGAGACAAGAACGUUCCUCAGAUAGUUUGCUUGCUUUCCUUCACAGUGUGAAAGCCACCAGAGCACUUGAGUUAUAACGACAACCCGGCACGACGGUUUAGACGGCCGCCCCGCUGUCUAUUCGGGAGUGAGCUUGGUCCAGUUGCCCCAUACCUCUGCAGCUGGGGACUGCUAGAUCCCAGGAAAGCUCAGAGAGCUUCAGCUGCCCCACUGGUGGGAAGAGAAAGGGGGGUGUUCGUUUCUUCUCUUUGUGCAUAGCUUCCAACGACUGAAAUUAUUGUAGAGGGAGCUGUGGAUUUGCCUGUCAAUUCAGUGGCACUAAUUCCACAUUACUAAUGUGAAAAAUUAUUGUAUCGAGUUCAGUACAAAUGUCUAUGAACUAAGCUAUUUCUCCAGCUACACUAAGUUGUUUUUGAGGAUACAUUCUACUGUAUGUUAAACAAGGACUCUUCAUUCUGUGUAUUUCUUGUCUUGGCAUAAGGAAGCUUUGUGCUUUGAUGAGGGAAGGAAUGUUAGGAAGUUGUUUUUGUUUUUCAUUGUUAUUUCACAUCUUUUAAUCUGAGCUACUGGAUUUUCUGAAGAACUAAACAGCCUGUUAUUAACAUGUUUCAGAUGUUUAAUUUGAAUGAUUUUUCAUUUGAAGGAUUCGGGAUUGUUAGGAUAAUGAACUGUUUCUGCUGUGGAGCAAAGAGGCGAAACUGUACUCAUUGGAGAAGCAGUUUGUGUGGACUAAGGCAGGCGUGUUUAGUUUAGGGAAUUCUACCUGCAGGUCUCCCUGUCCACAGAGAAACUGGUGGUACUUGAAGAUGUGAAAGUUCCUGUGGUAGCCAUACCUUGAAGCACAGUAUUGUAUAUAAGUAAAUACCUGAUUCUAAAUUAAAUCCAGAUUUAACUAAUAUAUAUUAUUUUAUAUCUUUGUUGUAUUAAAAUGUUUUAAAACACUAAAAAUAAAACAUUUGAAAGUUGA